ACACGCAUGCUAAAAAGGAGUUCUGCUCCACUUUGCUACAGAGACGCCACCGUCACGGUAUUUGCAACAGAGAAAAUGGCAAACCUCUCUUCCCAGCUCAUGCUCCUAUGCGCUGGGUUCUGUCUUCUUUAUGUGCUGAUGAAAGCCAUCCAGCUGCACUUCAAAAGACAAGCACAGGUCAAGGCUUUUGAAAGUUUUCCAGGCCCUCCCACCCACUGGCUCUAUGGUAAUGUUCACCAGAUAACCAGCCAUCAAGAUGAACUGAACAUAAUGUUGGAGUGGGCUGAAAAGUUCCCUUAUGGCUUUCCCAGAUGGUUUGGAGGGUUUAUUUCUUCCUUAGUUGUCACCCACCCUGAUUAUGCCAAAACUGUGUUUGGAAGAGGAGAUCCCAAGCCAGCAAUCUCCUAUGAGCUUUUGAUUCCUUGGAUUGGGAAAGGCCUGCUUAUCUUAAGUGGACCUAAGUGGCAGCAACACAGGCGAUUGUUAACACCAGCUUUCCACUAUGACAUCUUGAAACCCUACGUGACCCUAAUUGGAGAGUCCACCAAAGUGAUGCUGGAUAAAUGGGAGAAGUUAAUUGCAAAGGAUCCCACCAAGUCUUUGGAGAUGUUUGAUCAAAUCAGCUUAAUGACUCUUGACAGCAUUAUGAAGUGUUUAUUCAGUUAUCAGAGCAACUGCCAGACUGAGAGAGAACUGGAUUAUUAUGUCAAUGCUGUGUCUGACCUGACUCUUCUAUUAUUUCUGAGAAUCACCACUGCAUUGCUUCAGAAUGAUCUUAUCUAUUCAUGCACCAAAUCAGGACGGCGCUUUAAAGAGGCCUGUAGGUUGGCGCAUCAUCAUACAGAAAAGGUAAUUGAAGAGAGGAAGAAGUCCCUCCAGAAUGAAACAGAACUUGAAAAGAUCCAGAAGAAGCGACACCUGGAUUUUCUGGACAUUCUUCUCUGUGCUAAAUAUGAAAAUGGAGCUGGACUGUCUGAUGAAGAGCUCCGUGCUGAAGUGGACACGUUCAUGUUUGCGGGCCACGACACGACGGCCAGUGGGAUCUCCUGGCUCUUACAUGCCAUGGCCCAGCAUCCCGAGCACCAGGAGAGAUGCAGAGAAGAAAUCAAGGAACUUCUGGGGGAUCGUGAAGACAUUCAGUGGGAUGAUCUUAGUAAGAUGACCUAUACCACAAUGUGCAUAAAGGAAAGUCUCCGUCUAUAUUCUCCAAUUCCAAUUGUGUCCAGACAGCUGAGCAAACCCAUCACCUUUUUUGAUGGACGCACUUUGCCUGAAGGCUCUGUAGUUUCAGUUGCCAUUCACUGUGUCCAUAAAAACUCUAGUGUGUGGCAAGACCCCGAGGUGUUUGAUCCUGCAAGAUUUGCAGCAGAGAACUCGUCCCAGAGACAUCCUUAUGCAUUUAUCCCUUUUGCAGCAGGAUCAAGGAAUUGCAUUGGAAAGCAAUUUGCCAUGAACGAGAUAAAAAUAGCUCUUGCUCUAACACUGCUUCGCUUUGAAAUCCUGCCGGAUCCAGAAAAUCUUCCCAUUCCUAUUCCUCAGAUUGUCCUGAGGUCUGCGAAUGGGAUACACCUUUUCUUGAAGAAACUCAGAUGAUGCUGGAGAAUCAUUUCAGAAAAUGUUUCUUCCUAAGUUGGCAUCAAACAGA
Messenger RNA from Elgaria multicarinata webbii, 1645 nucleotides. RefSeq names its product cytochrome P450 4B1-like. The record is from RefSeq and is a predicted model, not a curated record. Gene Ontology annotation, molecular function: heme binding; monooxygenase activity; iron ion binding. The transcript is spliced from 12 exons. NCBI's taxonomy places the organism in Eukaryota, Metazoa, Chordata, Lepidosauria, Squamata, Anguidae. The coding region runs from base 7 to 1593 and encodes 528 amino acids.